AUGGGCGACAAGUCCGUGAACGCCGGCCGGUUCGAGACCGUACACAGCAUAGCCAGCACCUCGGAGCCGGAGACGAACCAGUACGGCCACCUCACGCUGUGGCAGUCCAUCAAGAAGUGGCGUCGCGUCGUCUUUUACUGCGUAGGCAUGACAUCUGCCAUCCUGCUGUAUGGCUACGACUAUGUCAUCGUUGGCACCGUAUCAGCCAUGCCCAGCUUCCAGCGGGACUUUGGCCAAAGGCUCGACGGCAAGAUGAUUCUUCCGUCUCUAUGGCUUGGUCUCUGGAACUUCGUCAGCCCGGGCUGCUCCAUGAUUGGGGCCUUGGUUGGUGGUAUCUUUCAAGACAAGUUCGGUCGCCGCCCGUCACUUGCAGUCGGCUCAUUUCUGUCGGCAGUCGGCGUUGCCAUUUGUUUCGUUUCCAACUUGUCUCCCGACAUUAAUGAACGGCGCAUUAUCUUCCUUGCGGGCAAGGGAUUCCAGGGUGGAGCCAUUGGCAUGGUAAUGGGAACUUCGUCGACCUACAUGUCCGAGAUUCUCCCACCGAACCUGCGAGGGCCGCUUCUUGCCUUCUUUCCCAUCUUUACUUUGCUCGGGCAAUUGAUUGGGGCAGCAGUCAUUUUUGCAUGCCUCAACCUGGCUAACGGGUACACCAUUUGCUUCGCAUCGCAAUGGCCGUUCUCGGUCAUCCCCCUGUUGAUGGCUUUCAUUAUCCCAGAGAGCCCGACCUACCUCAUUCGCAGAAAUCUGGAUGAAAAGGCCUACAAGGCUCAGAAGAGGUUGGACACACCGGGAAUGGACCCAGAGAAGACAUUGGACGCCAUCCGUCAGAACAUCGAGCAUGAACGCCGGCAGACCAAUGCAACAUAUGUCGACUCGUUCCGCGGGGUGAACCUUCGACGGACCCUGAUCAUCAUGUUUGCCAACUCUCUGCCGAACAUCUUCGGCUUGACCCUGCUAUCGAAGUCCAGUUACUUCGUGCAAGUGGUUGGCAUGAAGGCCAACCUGAGCGUGAUCGUCCUUAUUCUAGGGCUCGUUUGCGGCUUGAUCGCGAACAUCGCCAGUGUUUGGGUCCUCUCAAAGGUGGGACGCAGACGCCUCAUCUUAAGCACGCUGUCUCUCUUGACAGUCGUAUGGACCGCCAUGGGCAUCUCCGGCUGUUGGUCGGGCCCUGUAACCGUUUGGUACACUUCUAUCUCGUUGAUAGUGGUUGUUAUUGUUGCCGGGCUAGGUGUCUGGCCUGCUUCGCAUGUUGUCGGUGCCGAGACCUCAGCGCUACAUCUGCGUUCCAAAGCCCAAGGUAUCGGCUGGUUCACGGCCGGCGCGAAUAAUUCCAUCUUCGGGUUCGUGCUGCCGUAUAUUUUCAACCCCGACAAAGGCAACCUAAAGGCCAAGACCGGUUUCGUGUACGCGGGCCUGUGUGCCCUCGGGCUUGUCAUUUCCUUCCUCUGCAUUCCGGAGAUGAAGGGACGAACACCAGCAGAGAUUGAUCGCAUGUUUGAGUCGCGGCUACCGGCAAGGCAGUUCCGACACUGGACCAACUCAACGGCGGAAAUGGAUGACGGCGUUUCUAGAGCUGGCAGCUCUGGUGUGUAA
This is a messenger RNA of Colletotrichum chrysophilum, 1593 nucleotides long. RefSeq lists its product as uncharacterized. The record is from RefSeq and is a predicted model, not a curated record. The transcript has 3 exons. Gene Ontology annotation, biological process: carbohydrate transport; transmembrane transport. Lineage: Eukaryota; Fungi; Ascomycota; Sordariomycetes; Glomerellales; Glomerellaceae. Gene Ontology annotation, cellular component: membrane. Gene Ontology annotation, molecular function: carbohydrate:proton symporter activity. Bases 1 to 1593 code for a protein of 530 amino acids.